Aspergillus saccharolyticus JOP 1030-1 is the source of this 2226-nucleotide messenger RNA. Its product is annotated as Sec1 family protein. Gene Ontology annotation, biological process: vesicle-mediated transport; intracellular protein transport. Gene Ontology annotation, cellular component: CORVET complex; fungal-type vacuole. NCBI's taxonomy places the organism in Eukaryota, Fungi, Ascomycota, Eurotiomycetes, Eurotiales, Aspergillaceae. The transcript is spliced from 4 exons. The coding region runs from base 75 to 2099 and encodes 674 amino acids. The record is from RefSeq and is a predicted model, not a curated record.
GUCCGCGCGCAUCUCCCACUCAACUUGGACUUCCAUCAACAACUCAUCCCGUCAGGAAAUGCUCAGUGGUAGUCAUGGCGCCGUAUCCGGGGUCUGAUGCAGACUACUUCAAGGACAAGGCGCGUAGGGAUCUGCUGACCCUCCUCGAAGGCGUCCGCGGUAAAAAGAAUCUCAUCGUCAGUCAAGAUCUGGCUGGACCAGUCGGGCUGUUCGUCAAGUUCUCUUUGCUUCAAGAGUACGGUGUAGAUCGUGUCUUCUUGCUGGAAAAUGGCAAUGUGGACUCCUCACAACGCAAUGUUGUCUUCCUAGCGCAUGCUGAGAGGCUUCCUCAGGUGCGGGCUGUGGCAGAACAGGUUAAGCGCCUGCAGCGCAACGGCAAUGUUGAGCAUGAAAUCUCCAUCUUCUGGGUCCCGAGACGGACCCUUGUAAGCAAUGCUAUCCUCGAGGAAGCAGGCAUCAUCGGAGACGUGAGCAUUGCCGAGUUUCCACUGUUUUUCCUGCCGCUUGAACAAGAUGUGCUGUCUUUGGAGUUGGAGGACGCCUUCAGCGAUCUUUACCUGCAUAAAGACCCGGGAUGCAUCUUCCACUCCGCCAAGGCCCUCAUGGACAUCCAGCAGAGACACGGGUACUUCCCUCGAAUCAUCGGCAAGGGUGAUCAUGCACGACGACUAGCCGACUUGCUCCUUCGAAUGCGAAAAGAAUUGGACGCCGAAGAGAGCUCAGGGCUUGCUAGAGUGUCGGCUCGCGGUCUCUUGCCCAGUGCGACCACAGAAAGCCUCAUUAUUAUCGAUCGCGAAGUGGACUUCGGUACUCCUCUCCUGACCCAACUGACCUACGAAGGCCUCAUUGAUGAGACGGUCGGCAUUAAGAACAAUCAAGCCGACAUCGACACCUCCAUUAUUGGCGGCGCAGCCUCUGUUUCUCAAGCCCAAGAGGCGUCGAAAGGGCCGCAACAGUCCUCUUCCUCCAAACAGCACCAGAAGCGUAAGAUCCAGCUAGACUCCUCCGACCAGCUCUUUAGCCAACUGCGUGACGCCAACUUCGCCAUUGUUGGCGACAUUCUGAACAAAGUCGCGCGCCGCCUCGAAAGCGACUACGAGAGCCGGCACUCCGCCAAAACGACGACCGAGCUGCGCGAAUUUGUGAACAAACUCCCUUCAUAUCAGCUCGAGCACCAGAGUCUUCGCGUGCACACCAACCUUGCCGAGGAGAUCAUGCGCAACACUCGCGCCGACAUCUUCCGCAAGGUUCUAGAAAUCCAGCAGAACUACGCAGCGGGGACCGAUCCGACCUACCACCAUGACGCGGUGGAGGAGCUCAUCGCUCGCGACGUGCCUCUCACAGCCGUGCUGCGGCUUCUUUGCCUGGAAUCCUGCAUGUCCGGCGGUCUGCGGCCGCGGGACCUCGAGACUUUCAAGCGACAGGUAGUCCAAGCGUACGGCCACCAACACAUCUUGACCUUCUGCGCCCUCGAGAAGAUGCAGCUGCUGCUCCCACGGGCCUCCUCCGCAACCAGCGCCCUCCUCCUUCCCACCGCGACGCCCGCGGGAGGCUCCCACCACCAGCAGAACACCAGCCCCCGCACCAACUACCACUCCCUCCGCAAGACCCUCCGCCUCGUCGUCGAGGAGGUCAGCGAGAAGGAUCCCAACGACGUCGCUUACGUAUACAGCGGCUUUGCGCCCCUCAGCAUCCGCCUGGUGCAGUGUGUCCUGCAAAAACCGUACAUCCUGUCUCUGGUGCGGGGCGGACCCGUGGCGAGCGCGACCACCGCCCCCACAGCCACCCCUGCGAGUGUCUCGUCGCCUGGCUGGCUGGGCUUCGAGGACGUGGUCAAGAGCGCUCGCGGGGCGACAUUCAGUAUUGUGCAGAAGGGCGACGACAAGGCGGUGCGGGCCCGGCAGACGAUCAGCGGCGCGCCUGCCAUCAAGACGGUGUAUGUUUUCUUCCUGGGCGGCAUCACCUUCACGGAGAUUGCGGCGUUGAGGUUCAUCGCCGCUCAGGAGGCGUCGCGGCGGCGGAUCAUCAUCUGCACGACGGGGAUUGUGAAUGGGGAUCGGAUGAUGGAGGCGGCGAUUGAGAAGGGGAACUUUGCUUGAGGAUCGGUUGCGAGAAUAGUCGUCGAUCCAAACCAUUGUAGCGAUUGAGAAGUCUGGUUUGGGGGUUUGUCUUGUUGUUCCUUGCGGCUGUUCCACAAUGACCUAAUGAAGAACUUGUAAAUCUCAC